Paramecium primaurelia is the source of this 1026-nucleotide messenger RNA. Lineage: Eukaryota; Ciliophora; Oligohymenophorea; Peniculida; Parameciidae. The record is from the annotation of a GenBank genome assembly.
AUGAUUUUACAUUUUUUAGAGUUCAUUCUCUUACUAUUCCAUGCCAUAUGUUUUGUUGCCAACUGGAGACUGGUCGAUUCUAGAUUUACAGAGACAUAAAUAUUGGAAGUUAACAGUUGGAUAUCAAAAGAUUCUUGCACAACCUCAACGGUUUCAGACAUGCUGAGCAAUGGAAAUUGUAAGACAAAUCAAUUAUAGAAAUAUGUUAUAUAUAUAUCAAUACUUGCCAUUAAUUAUGAUGAUGGAAUUAAUCUACCAUGUCUACCAAUUUGUGGAGAUUAAAUCAUAGUUGAUGAAGAUGAUUGUGAUGAUGGCAAUAAUGAUCCAUAUGAUGGAUGUCAUUAAUGUUAAUUUACAUUUUAAGAUGAAUGUUAAAUUUGUUUCAAAAAUAAAUGUUAUCAUUGCAAAGAUAAUUAUUCAUUAAUUGAGGCUAUUAAUACUUUCAUAUCAAUUUGUGGUGAUUUAGUAAUAAUUAAAAUGAAUAAUGCGAUGAUGGUAAUAAUAUUAAAUUUGAUAGAUGUCAUUCUUGUUAAUUCUAAUGGUAUAAUCAUUGUAUCCAUUGUAGUUAAAGAAUUUGUUAGAAAUGGGAUGAAAUAAAUGGAUGGUAUUUAACAGGUGCGAAAUGUGAAUUUAUAUGUGGAGAUGGAAUAGUUGCUAAAGGAUAAGCAAUAUUGUGAAGAUUCAAAUUUAUAUCCUUUCGAUUUAUGCAAUUUUUGCGAAUAAGAAUGUUCAGAACAUUGUUUGCUUUGCUCAAAUGGAAAGUGUCUUAAAUGUGGGAAAGGAUUUAAUAUGAUGAAUAAAAUAAAUUAUGUUUUCAAAUUUGUAGUGACAUUUAAAUUGUAGGGAAUGAAUAAUGUUUAGAUUAAAUAACAUAUUAUUUAUAAAUUUGUGAGAAUUGCUAGUUAAGUGUCAUCAUAAUUUUUAACUAUGUAAUUAUGGCUAAUGUAAUUAAUGUUAAUUUGGUUAUAAUUUAAUUAAUAAUGGUUGUUAACAAGAUUAUGGAGAUGGAUAAAUUGUAGGUACUGA